AUGCCGAAAACAUACACUCUGGCCACAAAACGGGUAACGGCACCGUCGGAUGUAUUUCCAGCAAGGUCCAUUCUCGGGAUUUGCGCUUUGGGCUUCCACACUUUCCUUGAAGGCUGGUGGGAUAAAGACAUCGAUGUGUCGAUGGUUAAUGAAGACGGACAGGACUUGCUUUCAAUUGCUGCCAAACAUGGCCACCGCAGUCUCUGCUCUGACCUUGUCAACCGCGGAAGCGAUAUCAACAGAACCUUGGAAAGCGAUUGGGGGAGUGCAUUAGGUGAAGCCCUUGUGCAUGAACAGGCUGAAACAGCGACAUUCUUGCUAGAUCAAGGCUUCAACCCUGACAUCUAUAUGCCGCCAUGUGGUCGAAGCCUUCUCUGUUUUGCGGUUCAGAUGGCAGAAUGGUCAAUUGAAAUGUUUCUCAAAGCAGGAGCGGAUCCAAAUAUCCAGUGCCAGGAUUGCGCCUACGGUUGCGCAUUAGAAGCAGCUUCCCAAGGCGGAAUGAUCGACUCAGCAAAGACGUUGAUCAAAUAUGGGGCAGAUGUAAAUCUCGUACAAUCUACAGGGAAAAGGUUCGGAAGUCCCCUGGCCGCAGCCGCCUAUGGAGGAUCGCUGGAGUGCGUCAAGCUUCUCAUAAAGCACGGUGCCAGCGUGAAUGCGCAACUGAAGCGCGGUGAUUACGGCAGUCCAUUGGCAGCAGCCGCAAGUGGACCGUCGCUGGAGUGCGUCAAGCUUCUUAUCGAGUAUGGCGCCGAUGUAAAUGCACAACUAAACCACGGAAUAUAUGGCAGUGCAUUGGGGGCUGCUCUUCAUGGGUUGCCCCCUAGCAAUGAGAUUAUCAAGUACUUAGUUGAAGAGGCAGGGGCAGAUGCUAGCAUUCUAUCAUCAUGCCUAAAGUUGCUGGGCCAACUUCAGAGCAAACACGCCCUUCCAAAAGCAAGAUAUCUUGUGGAGAAAGGCCAUAUUCAGGCCAGUGUUUUGGCUGACCUCGGGCUGCAGGUAUAG
Molecule: messenger RNA, 1002 nt
Organism: Trichoderma aggressivum f. europaeum
Lineage: Eukaryota; Fungi; Ascomycota; Sordariomycetes; Hypocreales; Hypocreaceae
Exons: 1
Coding region: 1-1002 (333 amino acids)
Molecular function (GO): protein binding
Source: RefSeq, a predicted model, not a curated record